AUGGACGCCGGCGUCAGCACGACCCCUCACCAAAGUGAUCCCGCCGAUAAUGAGAUUUCGGAGCGGCUCUCAUCUCUGUCCCUCACUGCCGGCGAGCAACAGCCGAUUCCAGAGAAAGACCCCACAAUAAUUGCUAGGAAGUAUCAGAUUGACCUUUGCAAGAAGGCCUUGGAUGAGAAUGUUGUUGUCUAUUUGGAGACAGGUUGUGGAAAAACCCAUAUUGCGGUUUUACUUAUUUAUGAGAUGCGACACCUAAUUAAGAGGCCUCAAAAGAACUUGUGCAUUUUUCUUGCUCCAACAGUUGCUCUGGUUCAACAGCAAGCCAAGGUCCUCGAAAAUUCUCUUGAUCUUAAUGUUGGGACCUAUUGUGGAAGUUCAACUCAUUUCAAGAGCCGCCAUGACUGGGAAAAAGAAAUUGAGGAACAUGAGGUCCUUGUUAUGACCCCUCAGAUAAUGCUACAUAGCCUGUCACACUGUUUUAUCAAGAUUGAACUGGUUGCCCUUCUGAUAUUUGAUGAAUGUCAUUAUGCACAACUUGAAAGCAGCCAUCCUUAUGCUGAAAUUAUGAAAAUAUUUUACAACAUGGAUGCAUCCAGACUUCCCCGUAUUUUUGGCAUGACUGCAUCUCCAAAAUUAGGAAAAGGUGGCUCGAUUGAUGGUCUAGAGGCAUUGUUGCGAGCAAAGGUCUAUUCCGUUGAAGAUAAGGAUGAACUUGAAAAAUUUGUUACAUCUCCAAAAGUAAAUAUAUACUAUUAUAGUUCAACUGGAAAUGGCUGUUCUUCCCCGCUCAUGAGUUAUAGUAGGAAACUUGAGGAGAUAAAGCACCAGUCUAUUUCGGCGCUUCGGAUGAACUCAGUUGAUCAGAGUGCUGUCAGAAACACCAAAAAGUCGCUUCAAAAGCUGCAUUGUAAUUUGAUGUUUUGUUUAGAAAACCUUGGACUAUGGGGUGCUUUACAGGCCAGCAACAUCUGUUUAAAGGGUGAUCAUUAUGAGAAUACUGAGCUGGCGGAUGCAGAAGAGAGUUCGAGUGAUGGCAACCUAUGCAAAAAUUAUUUGCAUCAUGUUACCUCAGUCCUUGCUUCUAAUUGUGGUGAAGACGGCAUUGGAGCUGAUAUGUCCUGCAUAGAAGUUUUGAAGGAGCCCUAUUUUUCAAGAAAGCUUUUACGGCUUAUUGGAAUUCUUUCCAGCUUUAGGGGCCAGCCUAAUAUGAAAUGCAUAGUUUUUGUAAAUAGGAUUGUUACUGCAAGAUCACUCUCAUAUAUACUUCGAAAUCUGAAGUUUUUAUCGUGUUGGAAGUGUGGAUUCCUCGUGGGAGUUCAUUCUGGACUUAUGUCACGUAAAAAUACAGACAUCAUCCUUGGAAAGUUCCGUUCCGGUGAGCUUAAUCUGUUAGUUGCAACAAAAGUGGGUGAAGAGGGACUUGAUAUUCAGACAUGUUGCCUUGUAAUACGGUUUGAUCUUCCAGAAACAGUUGCAAGUUUCAUUCAAUCUAGAGGCCGUGCCCGUAUGCUCCAGUCUGAAUAUGCGUUUCUGGUGGACAGAGACAAUCCAAGGGAACUCAGUUUGAUUGAACAUUUUAAAAAAGACGAAGCCCAAAUGAAUGAAGAAAUUUAUUUCAGAACUUCCCAUGUGCCGAUAUCUUAUUUUGAGGAGAAAACCUAUAAAGUGGAUGCUACUGGGGCAACUAUUAGUUCAGUAUUGAGUAUCUCAUUGCUGCAUCGCUAUUGCUCAAAACUUCCACAUGAUGAGUAUUUCAAUCCAAAGCCCCAGUUCUUCUACUAUGAUGAUGCAGAUGGAAUGGUCUGCAACAUAAUUCUUCCAGCCAAUGCUCCAAUUCAUCAAAUUGCCAGCACACCACAACCAUCAACAGAGGCAGCUAAAAAAGAUGCCUGUCUUAAAGCAUGCAAGGCAUUACAUGAAAUUGGAGCAUUGACUGAUUAUCUAUUGCCAGAGCAAGAUGAGAAGUAUGAGGAACAAACUGUGGAUUCAUAUGAUUCCGAUGACAUGAAUGAGGAGGACUCACGAGCUGUACUAUAUAAGAUGCUUGUUCCUUCUGCUCUUAGGAAACCUUGGACAAAAGAGGGAGAGUCCACUAGUUUUAGUUCUUACUUCGUCAAGUUUUGUCCAAAUCCAGCUGAUAGGACAUACAGAAGGUUUGGUCUUUUCGUGAAGGAACCACUCCCAGAAGAGGCUGCAAAAAUGAAAGUGGAUCUUUGUUUGGCUCGUGGUAGAAUGGUGAUGACACAACUAAUUUCAUCUGGCAUUGCUAUGUUUGAUAAGGAUGAGAUUGCCGCAGCCGAAAUGUUCCAGGAACUCUUUCUCAAAAUUAUUGUUGAUCGACAUAAACUUACACAGGAAUAUGUUGUACUUGAGAAUAAUGAUGUGUACGAGUCAAGCUCAUCGACCUUCUACCUCUUACUUCCAGUUAUUCUGCAUGAACAUGACAAAAUCUCUGUAGAUUGGACACUAGUCAGGAGAUGUUUGUCAUCUCCCAUUUUUCGGAACCCAAGUCCUACUUUGGCUAGUGAAACUCUGCAGCUUAACUAUCAUUUGCAUCUAGCCAAUGGUCGUGAAAAUAUAGAUGAUGUUGAGAACAGUUUGGUGUAUGUACCCUGCAAAGAUACAUUUUUCUUUAUUUGUGAUAUAGUUCGAGACAAAAGUGGGCAUAGCUUAUAUAAUGAUUCAAAAAGUCAUGUGGAGCACUACGCUGAAGCGUUUAAUGUUCAUCUGGCAUACCCUGAUCAACCCCUUUUGAAAGCCAAACAACUUUUUGUUUUGGACAACUUACUGCGGAAGAGAAAACACUCAGAAGAAUGGCGAGAAAAAGAGGAACACUUCAUUGAAUUACCUCCUGAGAUUUGCCAGUUGAAAGUCAUUGGCUUCUCGAAAGAUAUUGGAAGUUCAUUAUCUCUGUUACCAUCAAUCAUGCAUAGGCUUGAAAGCUUUCUCGUGGCCAUUGAACUGAAGGACAAAUUUGUUGCUUCAUUCUGUGAGGGAGCUGAAGUUACUGCUGAACGUAUUCUUGAAGCACUUACCACAGAAAGAUGCGGCGAACACUUUUCGCUUGAAAGGCUUGAAGUGCUUGGAGAUGCAUUUCUCAAAUUUGCAGUUGGUAGGCAUCUUUUCCUUAAGCAUGAUGCUUUAGAUGAGGGGCAGUUAACUAAUAAGCGUUCCAACAUUGUCAACAAUUCAAAUUUGGUCAAAUUGGCGACAAGGAGCAAUUUACAGGUAUAUAUUCGCGAUCAGUCAUUUGAGGCCGAUCAAUUCUUUGCUUUUGGCCGCCGUUGUCCUUUUAGUUGCAAUAACGAGAAUGAGGAAAGAAUUCAUUCUCGACAUGAUAACAAUAGGAAUGGAGCAAAUGGAGAAAUUAGAUGCAACAAAUGUCAUCACUGGUUAUUCAAAAAGACCAUUGCAGAUGUUGUUGAGGCACUUAUUGGAGCUUUUAUAGUUGAUAGCGGCUUCAGAGCAGCAAUUUCAUUUCUUAAUUGGAUCAACAUAAAAGUUGAUAUUACUAGUUCUCAAAUUCAGCAUAUAUGCUCUGCCAGCGACGCGUUUUUGCCGCUUUCUGAUCAGAUUAAUGUUAGUGCCCUUGAGACUGUGCUGGGUUACAAGUUUUCCCAUAAAGGAUUGCUCAUUCAGGCCUUUGUUCAUCCAUCUUUCAACAAUCAUAUGGGAGGAUGUUACCAGAGACUUGAAUUUCUUGGAGAUGCUGUGUUAGAUUACUUGAUCACGUCCUAUAUGUUUUCGGUGUACCCAAAGUUAAGACCUGGCCAUUUGACGGAUUUGAGAUCAGUAGCCGUUAACAACAUUUCAUUUGCUGAUGUGGCUGGACGAAGGUCCUUUCACAAGUUUAUUAUUUGCGAUUCUGAUGUUCUCCGGGAAACAAUGACUUCAUAUGUGAGCAGCCUUGGAAACUCAGAACCACUGAAAAGGCAUAUCGAUGAGAUAAUUUGUCCAAAGGCACUUGGUGACAUAGUGGAGUCUUGUAUGGGCGCCGUAUAUCUUGACUCUGGAUUUGAUUUGAAGCUUGUCUGGAAAAUAAUGCUGUUCCUUAUGGAUCCUAUUAUUAGUUUCUCAAAGCUGCAUUUUAAUCCGCUUAGGGAACUUCGCGAACUUUGCCAAUCCUAUAAUUGGGAGGUGAAGCUUUCUUCAUUAAAGAGAGAUGGCAAGUUCAAAGUUGAAGGUAAAGUCGAUGAGGAAAAUGUUUCAGCAGUGGCUUCAGCUACCAACUACAGCAGCAAAGUUGCUAAAAGAAUGGUGGCAAGGCAUCUGUUGGGAACUUUGAAGGCACAAGGUUACAAGUCCAAAUCACCAUCAUUGGAGGAAGUGCUUGAAAAGAGUGAAAAGAGGAUAGCGAAAUUAAUUGGAUAUGAUGAGACAUCAUCCAAAGAAACUGCUCAUUCUGGUGCGCUGAAAGUGCUUGGAAAACCUCGAAACGAUUGUGAUGCAAAAGUGUAUCCUCUUAAUGAGAUACACACUGCAAGUAAAUCUCGAAUGAUUUCCACUAAAAUAAUGGAGUGUCCUUUUCUAGCCGAGUCUUCAGGAUUUCGUGCUAAACAGCCCCUUCGAAUUAAGGAUUGCAAAAUUAAUUCACCUGCUGUCCACCCAAAUAAUGAUAGUAAUCACAUUCCAAAUGGAACAACAGGUAAUCCCGGCUUUAUAUCGGCAAAAUCGCGUUUAUAUGAAAUAUGUGCCGCUAACUGCUGGAAACCACCCACUUUUGAAUGCUGCGUGGAGAGUGGACCGAGCCACUUGAAAGAAUUUGUUUUCAAGAUCAUGUUGGAAAUAGAAGAAAUACCAAACCAUUUAUUCGAGUUCUAUGGAGAGCCUCGAAUGAGGAAGAAGGAUGCGGCUGAGCAUGCAGCAAAAGGGGCGCUUUGGUUCUUGAAACAUGAAGGGUACAUAAAGGGAAAAAAGGAGUGA
Molecule: messenger RNA, 4923 nt
Organism: Striga hermonthica
Lineage: Eukaryota; Viridiplantae; Streptophyta; Magnoliopsida; Lamiales; Orobanchaceae
Source: the annotation of a GenBank genome assembly